AUGUCGAAACAAGAGCAACAAGAUGUCAUACUCAAUAGUGAUACCAAUAAUGGUAAUAUUACUAAUGACACCACCACUACCGACACUAAUCAUGCUGACAAAAAUUUUUACAACCGAGUAAUAAAUUCCCGUUAUUUUACACCCAAAUUUCUGAUUAGUAUAGCGUUAGGACAAUUUUUGUCAUUUUGUAUUACGGCGACCAUGGUUACCAGUAAUGAAUUAUUUGUGAACUAUAAUAUCAGCGUUCCUACAUUUCAAACGUUUCUUACCUAUGUAGCAUUAAAUUUGAUUUAUACGCCACUAACCAUCUACAAAAAGGGAUUUAGGUAUUGGUUGGAUAUUUUUAACCUGAAGGAUUAUCGAUUUUUAAAAUUUGAAGGCAAUUAUUUUGUGGUAAAGGCAUAUGCUUUCACCUCAGUUCUUUCCGUAAUGUUGCUUGGUACGUGGGCAAUCCCAGUUUGUAUGUUAUCAUCAAUCGUAUUCCUAAAGGUUGGAUAUCAUUGGAGUCAAUACUUUGGAGUGUUGAUAUGUCUUGUUGGUAUUGGAGUAUUGCUUGCAGGAGAUCUUGACUCAGGACAAGAUUUUAGUGGUGCAGUGAAUAUGGGACUUGGUGAUGCAUUUUGUAUCAUAGGUGCAACACUUUAUGGUGCGAGUAAUGUAAUAGAAGAAUUACUUGUGAGACAAAGAUCGGUGUAUGAGGUGGUUGGACAAUUGGGAUUUUGGGGAAUGAUUAUCAGUGGUAUUCAAUUUUUAAUUUUAGAGCGCCAAGAACUUUCUGCUGUAGAAUGGAAUGGAAGUAGUGUUGGGAUGCUACUUGCAUAUACUAUUUCAAUGGUGUUUUUUUAUACUGGAGCACCAAUACUUUUCAAAUUAUCAUCAGCUACAUUCUUUAAUCUUUCUUUACAAACAAUUCAUUUCUAUUCAUUAAUAUUUAGUUUAUUAUUAUUCGGUGCCCAGAUGCAUCAUCUUUAUCCUGUGUCAUUUGUUAGCACCAUCAUAGGACUGUGUUUAUUCCAUUACAAUCCAGAAUCAAGGCCUAGUUACAGUCAUCCUGCUUUUCCUUCUAUUGGUAGGGAUUGCAGUGAUGUCAAAGAAAAAAUUGUAUCGGAUAUUUUGGAUUUAUAUUCUUGCAAACCAUCUGAAGAAAAAUUCAAUCACUACUCUAAUGAUGUCAUAUUUGAAGAUCCACUCAUGUACUGUACAGGAAUCAAAAAUAUCAAAGCUCAAUUUUAUGGAAUGCCAAAACUAUUUACAAAUUCUGUAACAGAAACUCUUGAAGUCCAACAGAAUGAUUCGAAUAUACUAAAGUUUAGUUUUAAUCAAUGUUACACUUUGCCAUUACUCAAAAAAAACAAAGUACAAAAUAGUGUUGUUAUACUGGAAUUUAAUAAUGAUAAUGAUGGUCAAGGGAAGAAAAUUAAGAAACAUUCAGAUUUGUGGGAUGGGAAACCUUUGCCUGUUAAUGGUGGUGUCAUACGUAAAACUCUUGCUAAAUUAGUAUCAACUUGUAUUAAAAUUCCUGAAAAAGUUAAUCGUAAAAGCUAG
Messenger RNA from Entrophospora sp. SA101, 1545 nucleotides. NCBI's taxonomy places the organism in Eukaryota, Fungi, Glomeromycota, Glomeromycetes, Entrophosporales, Entrophosporaceae. The record is from the annotation of a GenBank genome assembly.